Messenger RNA from Helianthus annuus (common sunflower), 1375 nucleotides. Its product is annotated as GDSL esterase/lipase At5g42170. The transcript is spliced from 5 exons. Gene Ontology annotation, molecular function: hydrolase activity, acting on ester bonds. The coding region runs from base 137 to 1231 and encodes 364 amino acids. The record is from RefSeq and is a predicted model, not a curated record. Gene Ontology annotation, cellular component: extracellular region. NCBI's taxonomy places the organism in Eukaryota, Viridiplantae, Streptophyta, Magnoliopsida, Asterales, Asteraceae.
AGAAACAAGUUCAAUAUAUAGCCAUUAUUUUUUUUAAAAAAAAGGUGUCUGAAUUCUUUUAAACAAAUUGUUCAUAGUUUGUUAAUCAUAAUACUGUUUGUUGCAAAACCGAGCUAUCUCUUGUUACCGGUUCUUAAUGUUCUCCGUAUAUUUCUUCAUCAUUUUUUCGUUUAGUUAUGGAAGUCAUUCUCAUUUUCUAGUCACUUCUGUUUACUUACAUGGCAACGGAGCAACCUAUCUUCCGGAUAAUGUGUCCGUGCCAGCAAUCAUAGCGUUCGGAGACUCCUUACUGGAUCCUGGGAACAAUAACCGUCUCAUGACUUUUACCAAAGCUAACUUUCCCCCAUACGGAAAGGAUUUCGUCGGCGGAAAACCGACGGGAAGAUUCACCAAUGGGAAAACACUAGGCGAUUUUUUGGCCAAGGGGUUCGGAGUGAAGGAGUAUCUUCCAGCAUAUCUAGACCCUUCAAUAAAAGACAGUGAUCUUCUAACUGGUGUAAGUUUUGCUUCUGGUGGCUCAGGAUAUGACCCCCUAACAUCCACACUUGCGGUUGUUAUACCACUAUCAGUUCAGUUGGAGAUGUUCAAAAAAUACAUUUCGAAGCUGAAGAUUAAAGUUGGGGAAGAACAAGCAAAACACAUAAUUGCGAACAGUGUAUAUUUCAUUUCAGCUGGCAGUAACGAUUUUCUAACAAAUUACUAUAUCUACCCCAUCAGAAGAUUAAGAUAUGAUGUCUUCGGGUAUGGUAAAAUGCUCGUAAAGUUUGCCAUGGACUAUAUUCAGGAAAUACAUAAACUAGGAGCAAGAAGGAUCGUUGUCUUUAGCACGCCUCCACUUGGUUGCAUUCCGAUCGAGAGAACGAUAGCAGGAGGAUUACAUAGAAAAUGUGUGGACAAGUACAAUAAAGCUGCACAAUUAUUCAACAGCAUGCUCAAACAGGAGAUCUUGUUUCUUGCAGGCCGUCUUCCUGAGACAAGGGUUGCCAUGGCGGAUCUCUACAAUCCUCUAAUAAGCAUCAUUGAAAACCCUCACCAAUACGGCUUGGAAGUUACGGAUAGAGGCUGUUGUGGAAUCGGAAUCAUAGAAAUGAGUUUUUCGUGUAACAAACUCAGCAAGCUGUGUCGAGACGACUCAAAAUUUCUUUUCUGGGAUAGUCUUCACCCAACAGAGAAAGGAUGUGACAUCUAUAUAAAUCUUAUUCUACCGAACUUAUUGAAAAGUUUGUUCUAAUAAAAUAUUGUUGUUUGAACACAUGCAUGUUAAAAAUAUAUAAUAUUAGAUAGAUUAUGUAAUUAGUCAAAUACAAUGUUUAGUUCAGAUGUAACAAAUUUGGCAAAAUAGAACUCAAACAUAAUGUAGAAUAUUUGUUGGCAA